Molecule: messenger RNA, 1011 nt
Organism: Acanthosepion pharaonis
Lineage: Eukaryota; Metazoa; Mollusca; Cephalopoda; Sepiida; Sepiidae
Source: the annotation of a GenBank genome assembly
AUGGGUAUACUCGUUAACGGACUGCUAUCUUUGCAGAUGGGUAUACUCGUUAACGGACAGCCACCUGAGCAGAUGGGUAUACUCGUUAACGAGCGGCCACCUGAGCAGAUGGCUAUACGUGUUAUCGGGCAGCCACCUGAGCAGAUGGGUAUACUCGUUAACGAGCAGCCACCUGAGCAGAUGGCUAUACGUGUUAACCGGCAGCAACCUGAGCACAGGGGUAUACUCGUUAACGAACAGCCACCUGAGCAGAUGGCUAUACGUGUUAAUCGGCAGCCACCUGAGCAGAUGGCUAUACUCGUUAUCGGGCAGCCACCUGAUCAGAUGGGUAUACUCGUUAAAGAGCAGCCACCUGAGCAGAGGGGUAUACACGUUAUCGGGCAGCCACCUGAGCAGAUGGGUAUACUCAUUAACGAGCAGCCACCUGAGCAGAGGGGUAUACUCGUUAUCGGAAAGCCACCUGAGCAGAUGGGUAUACUCGUGAACGAGCAGCCACCUGAGCAGAUGGGUAUACUCGUUAUCGGGCAGCCACCUGAGCAGAUGGGUAUACUCGUUAACGGACUGCCAUCUGAGCAGAUGGGUAUACUCGUUAACGGACAGCCACCUGAGCAGAUGGGUAUACUCGUUGUUAACGAGCGGCCACCUGAGCAGAUGGCUAUACGUGUUAACCGGCAGCCACCUGAGCAGAUGGCUAUACGUGUUAAUCGGCAGCCACCUGAGCAGAUGGCUAUACUCGUUAUCGGGCAGCCACCUGAUCAGAUGGGUAUACUCGUUAAAGAGCAGCCACCUGAUCAGAUGGGUAUACUAGUUAAAGAGCAGCCACCUGAGCAGAGGGUUAUACACGUUAUCGGGCAGCCACCUGAGCAGAUGGGUAUACUCGUUAACGAGCAGCCACCUGAGCAGAGGGGUAUACUCGUUAUCGGGAAGCCACCUGAGCAGAUGGGUAUACUCGUGAACGAGCAGCCACCUGAUCAGAUGGGUAUACUCAUUAUCGGGCAGCCACCUGAGUAG